Messenger RNA from Fulmarus glacialis (Northern fulmar), 1838 nucleotides. It is a transcript of the gene ABCF3, whose product is annotated as ATP-binding cassette, sub-family F (GCN20), member 3. The record is from RefSeq and is a predicted model, not a curated record. The annotation marks the transcript as partial. Gene Ontology annotation, molecular function: ATP binding; ATP hydrolysis activity. The transcript has 18 exons. NCBI's taxonomy places the organism in Eukaryota, Metazoa, Chordata, Aves, Procellariiformes, Procellariidae.
CAGAUGCCAGUGUGGACCUGCUGCCGGGGCUGUUGCUGAAGAGAGGCCAGACCUCGAUGGUGAAUGCGAAGAAACUGGAGAAGGCGGAAGCCAGGCUGAAAGCCAAGCAGGACAAGAGGAUGGAGCGGGAUUCCCUGAAAUCAUCUGGUCCUCUGGUCCUUGAGGAGGCGUCUGCCAGCCAAGCUGCCAGCAAGAAGGAGACUCGCAUGGAGUCAUCAGGCAAGAACAAGUCGUAUGAUGUGCGCAUCGAGAACUUUGACGUGUCCUUCGGUGAGCGCGUGCUACUGGCGGGAGCAGACCUGAACCUGGCGUUUGGACGGCGCUACGGGCUGGUGGGCAGGAACGGACUGGGGAAGACCACACUGCUGAAGAUGAUCGCCAGCCGGAGCCUGCGCAUCCCCUCGCACAUCAGCAUCCUCCACGUGGAGCAGGAGGUGGCGGGGGAUGAGACACCAGCGCUGCAGAGUGUGCUGGAGUGUGACACCACUCGUGAGAGUCUGCUGCGGGAGGAGAGGGAUCUAACGGCUAAGAUUAAUGCCGGCAGGGGAGAAGGGACAGAAGGUGCCAGGCUAUCGGAGAUCUACGCGAAGCUGGAGGAGAUUGAGGCAGACAAGGCCCCAGCGAGGGCAUCCGUCAUUCUCGCUGGGCUGGGCUUUAAUGCAAAGAUGCAACAACAGACAACCAAAGAGUUUUCCGGAGGCUGGAGAAUGAGACUGGCCUUAGCCAGAGCCCUGUUUGCCAGGCCAGAUCUCCUUCUGCUGGAUGAGCCAACGAACAUGCUGGACGUGAGGGCCAUUUUGUGGCUUGAGACCUACCUGCAGACCUGGCAGUCGACCAUCCUCGUGGUGUCCCACGACAGGAACUUCCUGAACGCGGUGGCCACGGACAUCAUCCACCUGCACUCACAGCGGCUGGACACGUACCGCGGGGACUUUGAGAACUUCAUGAAGAUCAAGGAGGAGCGGCUGAAGAACCAGCAGCGAGAGUACGAGGCCCAGCAGCAGUACCGUGAGCACAUCCAGGUUUUCAUUGACCGCUUUCGCUACAACGCCAACCGGGCAUCCCAAGUGCAGAGCAAGCUCAAGUUGUUGGAGAAGCUGCCAGAGCUGAAACCUGUGGACAAGGAGUCCGAGGUGAUCAUGAAGUUCCCCGAUGGCUUUGAGAAGUUCUCCCCCCCUAUCCUGCAGCUAGACGAAGUAGACUUCUAUUAUGACCCAAGUCACUACAUCUUUCGUUCCCUCUCCGUCUCUGCUGACCUGGAGUCCCGCAUCUGUGUGGUUGGGGAAAACGGAGCUGGCAAGUCGACCAUGCUAAAGAUCUUAAUGGGGGAGCUGGCACCAGUCAGAGGGAUCAGACAUGCUCACAGAAACCUAAAGAUCGGUUAUUUCAGCCAGCACCAUGUGGAUCAACUGGACUUGAACAUCAGUGCUGUAGAGUUGCUGGCAAGAAAGUUCCCAGGGAAGACAGAGGAGGAAUACCGGCAUCAGCUGGGGAGCUACGGUGUCUCGGGGGAGCUGGCUGUGCGUCCUGUGGCCAGCCUGUCUGGAGGUCAGAAGAGCCGCGUGGCCUUUGCCCAGAUGACUAUGUCCUGUCCAAACUUCUACAUCCUGGAUGAGCCAACAAAUCACCUGGACAUGGAGACCAUCGAGGCACUGGCAAAGGCACUGAAUAAGUUCCGGGGUGGUGUAAUUCUGGUGUCCCACGACGAGCGCUUCAUCCGCCUGGUGUGCCAGGAGCUGUGGGUGUGCGAGAACGCCACCGUGACCCGCAUCGAGGGCGGCUUUGACCAGUACAGAGACAUCCUGAAGGAGCAGUUCCGGAAGGAGGGUUUCCUAUAA